AUGCAGUUCUAUUCGGCAGUUCUUGUUGUGAUCGGUAUUGUUGGGGUGUUUGCAAUGGAAAGUGGUGUACAUCAACUGCCAAUUCAGAUGAUCGGUGAUCUUGAGCAGGAUCUACGACCGUUAGUGGUUGAUUCAAACCAGCUGUCUACGGAUGGCUAUAACGCCUACCCCGGCCAGUUCCCGUACUAUGCUCGGUUGUUUACUAUGUUCGAUGGUGCAGGUGGUAUCCUGAAUAUAGGGUCUCUCAUCACACCGAAUUACAUCCUAACGCUUACGCCUAGCAGAAAUUUAAACACUCAAGGAUAUGCAAUUUUGGGUAUCGGCGAUGGUAGCAGCACAGAAACGCAGCAGCGUAUCAACUACUCCCAAGGUGGUUUGCAGCUACAUCCCAUCCACGACAUCGCUACAGUUCGUCUAGAUCAUCCAGUUACCUUCACCAAGUAUGUGCAGCCAAUUCGUUUGCCCAGCCUAUCCGACUCCCGCACGUAUGAGAUGAUGGAAGGUACAAUCGUUUCAGGAUACCUUGAAACAAUUAGAUAUUUGCGUAAUCAGAUAAUGUCGAACGAUGAUUGUCAGAAGGUACAUCCUGAUCGAGUUAUUCAUUCUAACCAUAUUUGCACGAAUGCAUACGUAGGAGGGUCAUUUUGUAGCUCAGUGUUCGGUUCUGGAUUGAUGGUUGAGGAUGAGAAUGGGCCAGUGCUGGUUGGAGCUCUGUUUUCUUAUAACCUAUGUGAACAGACCUAUCCGGUGGUUUAUGAACGUUUAUCUGAGCAUCGUGACUGGAUCAGUAUGAACUCGGACUAUGUGUUUGAUUUUUAA
This is a messenger RNA of Anopheles marshallii, 819 nucleotides long. Its product is annotated as collagenase-like. Gene Ontology annotation, biological process: proteolysis. NCBI's taxonomy places the organism in Eukaryota, Metazoa, Arthropoda, Insecta, Diptera, Culicidae. Gene Ontology annotation, molecular function: serine-type endopeptidase activity. The record is from RefSeq and is a predicted model, not a curated record. The transcript has a single exon. Bases 1 to 819 code for a protein of 272 amino acids.